Molecule: messenger RNA, 1404 nt
Organism: Thunnus maccoyii (southern bluefin tuna)
Lineage: Eukaryota; Metazoa; Chordata; Actinopteri; Scombriformes; Scombridae
Gene: ap4s1
Product: adaptor related protein complex 4 subunit sigma 1
Exons: 6
Coding region: 315-749 (144 amino acids)
Biological process (GO): vesicle-mediated transport; protein transport
Cellular component (GO): intracellular membrane-bounded organelle
Source: RefSeq, a predicted model, not a curated record
CAGCAGAUGAGGGCCUUACUGCGCCUGCGCCGAAAGUGCUAACAGCUUUAGUUAGCUUUGUUAGCGUUGAAAACAGAAACCUUCCUGUCAGUUUUAAUUGGAUUUAACUGUUGAAUGUUAACUGUCGGUGUGUAAACCGCCGUGAAGCCUCGGUGCUUUACAACAAUUUAUCUUCUGAGACAAGCUAACAGCAGCUAGCCUGUUAGCUAAUGUAGCUACAGUUCAGAUACAAGCUAACAGCAGCUAGCCUGUUAGCUAAUGUAGCUGCACUUCAGAUACAAGCUAACAGCGGCCGGCCGGCAGCCAAUCAGAGGAUGAUAAAGUUCGUGCUGAUGGUGAACCGGCAGGGUCAGACGCGGCUGUCUAGGUAUUACACACCUGUGGAGCUGAGCAGGAGGGCGCCGCUGGAGGCCGACGUGGUUCGCUGCUGUCUGUCCCGCAAGAAAGACCAGUGUUCCUUUGUGGAGUAUAAAGACUUUAAACUGGUUUACCGCCAGUAUGCUGCUCUCUAUAUCGUGGUGGGAGUCACAGACAGCGAGAACGAGCUCUCCGUCUACGAGCUGGUGCACAACUUUGUAGAGGUUUUGGAUAAAUACUUCAGCCGAGUGAGCGAACUGGACAUCAUGUUCAACCUGGACCGAGUCCACGUCAUCCUGGACGAGAUGAUCCAGAACGGACACAUCGUGGAAACCAACAAGAGCCGCGUCCUGGCGCCGCUCACCGCCCUCGACAAGAUGGCCGACGGCUAAAGUGACGUCAGGGACCGACAGACUGUAAACCUGCAGCGUUGUGUUUAAAGGUUUUAAUGUGAAGCUUCAUCAAUACAUCAGACGUCAACAUGAAGUUUCAUUGAUCAAUUAAUUAUUGAUCAUCAUGAAAUUGAUCGUUUGAAGGUUUGAACUCAGAAGUUUCACAAAUAUGUGAAAAAGUCAAAAGUUCAAACUGCUCCGAAACCAACUGAAGAUCAAUAAUGAUCAAUAAGACAUUUAUCAAGUGAUCACAUGAAGGAUCAGCCAAUCAGAUAUAUGGAUCGACCUGACGUCUGCUGUAUUGUACAUUUUUUUAAAAAUAAAUAAAAAGUAAAAAGUUUAUUUGUGAUUUUUUGUGAAUAAUUAAUCUGAUAUAUAUAUAUAUAUAUAUAUAUAUAUAUAUAUAUAUUAUAAAUAUGGUUGAAAGAACAGGAAACUGUGUGAAAUAGAAACUAAAUGGUGAGAAUUUAGUUCCACACUGAUAAGUGCAGAUCAAUGAAGAUGAUCAGAAAGUGAUUGAUUAUCAAGUCAAAGCAGAUUUAUUCUUGUUUGUUUGAUAAAUAUCAAUGAAAAAAAGGAAAAGUGAUGCAACAUCCUGUCAGAUGUACAAAUAAUAUAAAUAAUAAUAAAACUGAAGGACUUGUGAUGAUUUUAA